Molecule: messenger RNA, 3920 nt
Organism: Syngnathus acus (greater pipefish)
Lineage: Eukaryota; Metazoa; Chordata; Actinopteri; Syngnathiformes; Syngnathidae
Gene: gpc1b
Product: glypican 1b
Exons: 10
Coding region: 392-2044 (550 amino acids)
Biological process (GO): negative regulation of fibroblast growth factor receptor signaling pathway; cell migration; regulation of protein localization to membrane
Cellular component (GO): extracellular region; plasma membrane; synapse
Molecular function (GO): fibroblast growth factor binding
Source: RefSeq, a predicted model, not a curated record
CUCCCUCCUUCCCUCCCGGCUCGUCCUAAUUGCCGGUCCAGACGUUUCGUGCAUGGGGCUGCGCAAGAGCGUCAAACUCCAUGCUGGAUUAUUUCUGAGCGGACUGAUUUGUUUGAUUCUAUAGCUCAUUGUCAGUGCCCUAUUCUCAGCAGGACCUCUAAAACAAAGUGUGGACUCGUUUUUAGCGCACCGCGUGACGCGGUUUUAUAUAUAUAUAUUUUUUUUUCUUUUUUCUCGCUCCCUUUUUUUUUGGCAUCGGACGUCUGCCGUCACUUCAGCGGUAGGGAGUUGAUCGAACGCAUCGUGAGACUACUGUCUUCAGUCUGUAUUUUGCUCAAUUGCUUUCCUCCUCAAUUUUCUUUUUGCACUUGACUGUUGACAUUGUGCCGGGAUGGAUUCCUUCGUCGUGGCAGCUCUGGUACUGUGCUCGCUCACGGCCACAGCCUGCGGGGACAAAGGCGCCAGCAAAGCCAGGAGUUGUUCGGAUAUAAGGCACUUUUAUACCGGCAAAGGAUUCGCAGUGAACGGCAUUCCUCAGUCCGAAAUAUCGGGAGAGCACCUGCGCAUCUGUCCUCAGGGUUACACCUGCUGCACCAGCGACAUGGAGGACAGCCUCGCCGUCCUGAGCCGAGGAGAGAUGGAGGGACUCCUCAAAGACGCCGGACGCUCCUUGCAGGUCUCCCUCGGAGGACAGUAUAAGGCCUUUGAUGGUUAUUUUCUGGAGCUGCUGAACAACUCGGCCCUCACGCUACAGGAGACCUUCAUGUCCACCUGGAGGUCUUUCUACUCCCAGAAUGCUCUUGUGUUCAGCGACCUCUACACGGAUUUGAGGCACUACUACCGAGGCUCAAACAUUAACCUGGAAGAUGCUCUCAAUGAAUUCUGGGCAAGGCUUCUGGAGAGACUCUUCUUCCAUGCAAACAAGCAGUAUUCCAUCGGGGACGAGUACUUGGAGUGUGUCUCGAAACAGCUGGAGACACUUCACCCUUUCGGAGAGGUGCCCCGUGACCUCAAGAUGAAGGUCACCCGCACGUUUGUGGCCGCCCGGUCCUUUGUUCAAGGUCUGGUCGUCAGUGGAGAGGUGGUCCGUAAAGUGUCCCAGGUGCAACUGAGUCAGGAGUGCAUGCGAGCCAUUAUGAGGAUGACUUACUGUCCCCACUGCCGAGGUAUGCCCACCGCCAGACCUUGCGUCAACUACUGCAGCAACGUCUUGAAGGGUUGCCUGGCCAACCAGGCGGACCUCAACACCGAAUGGCGGCACUUGGCAGAAACUAUGAUGCAGGUGUCCAAUCGCUUCGAUGGCCCAUCCGGUGUGGAUGUUGUGGUCCUCUCUCUUCCCUACCGCAUAUCAGAAGCUAUGACGACCAUGGUGGAACAUUUGGAGUCCACCAACAGCAAGUUGAUUCUGGCAUGCGGCCCGCUCCGAGAAAAAUCAGUCGGCGCUGCAGAAGCCGACGUCUUCCCGAAGAAGGAAAAGGUCACAGUUGAGGAGAGGUCGGCGAGCAGCGCGAACAAACUUGGCCGACUGGUGUCUGAAGUAACUAUGAGGCUGAGGGACAUGCAGCCAUAUUGGACUUCUCUCCCGGGAAUGCUGUGCAGCGAUCGAGUGGCCACGGGCGCGGGUGCUGAAGAUAGGUGCUGGAACGGAAUGACCCGCGCCAGAUACCUCCCCGAAGUCAUCGGCGACGGCCUGGCGAGCCAAAUCAACAACCCCGAAGUGGAAAUCGACAUCACCAAGCCAGACAUGGCAAUAAGGCAGCAGAUCAUGCAGCUGAAGAUCAUGACGCACCGCCUAAAGAAUGCUCUCAAUGGCAACGAUGUGGACUUCCAGGACACCAGCGAUGAUUCCAGCGGUUCCGGAAGCGGCGCCAUUUGCACCGACGAAGCGUGUUCCCGAUCCCAUCGCAUCGUGGUGCCCGUCACCGAGCGACCCGUGUACCCCUACCCUCCCGAAAACAAGAAGGUGGUGAAAGGCUCAGCCGGUCAGAACCUUCCUUCCAUCGCCACUUAUCUCCUUCCCCUGCUUGUUUUGCGGCUGCGAUAAUGGCCAGCGAGGCUGAGACUGAGGUUGGGACCGGCUUUGGGCUUGGUGAUGGUUCGAGAAGGUGGGGCGGGGGGUGCGGGGCGGGGCGGGGCGGGGCGGGGGGGAGACCAGAGCUCCGGGUCUUAGUUACUCUGCCAAAACUUCACUUCGUAUAAAGAAUUUGGACGGACUUUGCUUUGAGUUGGGAUGAGAAGAAAAAUGCAAUUACAAGUCUUCAAAAAUGCGCUCUUGUCUUUCAUCUCUCGCUAUCAUAUGACACUGUCAGAGGUGUUUUUUUUGUUUUUUAAUCUUUCCGGUGUUUGGGGCAAUUGUACCGAAAAGUCGUGUUUAACACUAACACCGUAGGCGGAGGAAUGCAUUUCUUAGUUCUCUUUUAAUGGCACUUAGUGAUUUGAUGGUAUUAUUUAUUUGUUGAGAACUGACCCAGAGUGAUUUAAUCACUCCCUGAUUUGACUGUAGAAGUCAGCAAACUAACCGUUAUUUGCAUACAAAUGUCAACUCUACGUGCAAUUUUCUUCAUCUGACUCACCUGCCCUCAAAAUUCUCCCUCCCUCAUUCCUCACGUCACAGGACCUGAGGUCAGUCCUUUGUUCUUUUGUGUAGCCAUCAAGAUAAAGCACGCCAUUGUGUGUCAAACCUCAAUGGGAACACACUGUCAGGAUUUUCCAAGAAAAACAGCCCAUCGCGUUCCAUCAAUGGAGGAGGAUGGAGAGAAGUUUCAAAAUAAUCUUUAUUGACAAAGAGACCCCAAUACAGUAUUCCCCCGGAGACUCGCGGCAGGGCUGGGUUCCCUGGCGAGUAAGCGACACGACCCCCCCCACCCACCAAGGAAUUUGCGACAUGGUGACAAAGCGGUACUUUUGUCUCAAAGCGGAAGUCGUGUCGUUUUUUUUUACUUGACGCUCCGCAUCCCACUUCUACAUGAUUUCUUGGCACCGAGAUGGUGCCAAAGCACCACUUUUGUCCAAACAGAUCUCCCCCCCCCGCUUACAUCAAUAGAACUACCCUUGAACGGAGAUAGCGCCAAAGCACUACAUUUGUCUAAAUGAAGCUCCUCAACUCACUCCAAUGCAGUUUCUUGGCACCAAAACGCUUUUUUUUUUUGCUUCGCUUUUAUUUUUCAAGAGAACCAUUGCUUCUGCAGUCGACGGGGACUAUCCACUCUAAUUGAACGUACAUCAAAAUGAUCAUUUUUUGAUGGAUUAUUUCUUUGUCGUAACAAUGCUUCUUGCCAGUUUGUCAUGUAUAUUUAUUUCCGUGGCAAAGGAUGGCCCGUGCGUGAGGAACAGCACAAUCCCGUCGAGAAUUUGCCAAAUCUUUGUAUCGUCACACCCACCCCCCAAAAAAUAAUCAACAAACCACAAUCUUUUAGUUUUCUGCUUCUAUGAAAAGAAAAAAAAAGCACCUGUGAUACUGCAGCUCCAUGUUAAGACGUCGAGACUUUUGUCUAAGUUUAACAAGCACAUUUUAGAAUUAUAGCUCUGAAAUGGGAUCUUGUCAUGGGUGUUAGUGUAGCACGGAUGUGUGUGUGUGCGUGCGUGCGUGUGUGUGUGCGUGUGUGUGCGUGUGCGCGUGUGUGUGUGCGUGUGUGUGUGUGCGCGCGCUUUGACGCUGCUCUUCAGUCACGACGCCUCAUCAUUCACGUUGCAAAUAUAGUUUGAAAUAACCUCAACCCUCCACGCAGUUCAAUUUGGAGGGAUGAGAAAAUAUCAACGACAUGUUCGGCUUUCUUGUUUUUAUUGACUUUAUGGUUGUGUUGUUAUCGGAAAUCUGUGGCGAGAAGAAAUGCCAGAAAGAGGUUGGAAAAGAACAAUGCAGAUGUCUUGUUUGCUGUUGUAUCUAAAAUGGUCAAUUAUAAACAUUAUACGAUUUUCAA